CUAACUUUCUAAUGCUAGUGGUUGUCUUUCUCUUGUUACCCUUUCUUAUUCCUAGACUCACGUGAACUUUGGAAACAUGUUAGCAGCUAAACACAAAGGGUUAAAAAAAUUUGUAGUACAUGGAGGAUGAGAGAUGGAGGACAAAGAAGAGAACCAAGAUCAUAACCACUCAUCUCUCCUCCCUAAUCGCAACCCCAUCACAACCAAAGAAGAGUCUCUAAAAAAACCCAUUGGUGGUGGCAGUGGCAGUGGCAGUGAUAGGCUAAAGAGAGAUGAGUGGAGUGAAGGAGCCGUUUCUACCCUUCUUGAGGCCUAUGAAGCCAAAUGGGUACUCAGAAACAGAGCCAAACUCAAAGGUCAUGACUGGGAAGAUGUUGCAAGAUAUGUCUCAUCAAGAGCAAACUCUACCAAAUCACCAAAGACACAGACACAGUGCAAGAACAAGAUUGAGUCUAUGAAGAAAAGGUAUAGAUCAGAGUCUGCUACAGCAGAUGCAUCAUCUUGGCCUUUAUACUCUCGUCUUGAUCUUCUUCUGCGUGGAACUGGACCUAUAUCAACACUACCACCAUCAACACCAAUAGCACCAGCAACAACACAUGCACCUUCUCAAUCACCACACCGUUUGUUGUUAGAACCGUCGCUGGCAGUGUCACAAUCUCCUCAUCAGCCACCUCCUCCUGUUGCUCCUCAACCACUUGCAACUGCACAAAACUCACAUGGAUCCAAUGGUGUUGAUAGAGUAGCCAAGGAAGAUGGGUUAGGUACUAAGUCAUUUGACCAUGUAUCUAACAAGAAUCCAUUGGAUACGGAUAGCAGUACACCUGCACUUUACAGUGAAAAGGACAAGCUAAGAUGCAACAAGAGGAAGAUGAAAACAGAGAACAACAAGCGUAGAAGGAAAGAGGAUAUGGAAAUAGCAGAAAGCAUAAGGUGGCUAGCAGAAGUGGUUGUAAGGUCAGAACAAACAAGAAUGGACACAAUGAAAGAGAUAGAGAGGAUGAGAGUUGAAGCUGAUGCAAAGAGAGGGGAAAUGGAUCUUAAGAGAACUGAAAUCAUUGCCAAUACACAACUAGAGAUUGCUAGGAUCUUUGCAAGUGUCAAUAAAGGUGUUGAUUCAUCAUUAAGAAUUGGAAGGAGUUAAGGGUAUUCUGGAAGCUGAUUAUCACAAGUUGUAUGUAUUUAUAACGAAUAUAAUAUAUACAUUGAGGGAAAAGUUAUAUUGAAAAAGUUUUUUUGUUUACAAACUUACAAAUUACAUUAUGUACGAUGAGUAAUACAUUAUGUGUUGGCAUGUACUAUUCAUAGUACAUAAUAUAGUUUGUAAGAGUUUAUAAAUUUUUUAUUUGUCAAUAUAACUAUUCCCCUGUAUAUUGAAGGAGAGGGAGAUCUUAUAACAACUUUGUAAUUGGCCUACCUAACUAGUGAAGAGAAGCACCGUACGGUAGAGGCAAUAAUUAUCUCUCCUAACUUAAAUUGUAAACUUUUAAU
This is a messenger RNA of Gastrolobium bilobum, 1488 nucleotides long. Its product is annotated as trihelix transcription factor ENAP2. The record is from RefSeq and is a predicted model, not a curated record. NCBI's taxonomy places the organism in Eukaryota, Viridiplantae, Streptophyta, Magnoliopsida, Fabales, Fabaceae. Gene Ontology annotation, molecular function: transcription cis-regulatory region binding. The transcript is spliced from 2 exons. Gene Ontology annotation, cellular component: nucleus. The coding region runs from base 134 to 1141 and encodes 335 amino acids.